This is a messenger RNA of Thermothielavioides terrestris NRRL 8126, 1445 nucleotides long. RefSeq lists its product as uncharacterized. The transcript has 3 exons. Gene Ontology annotation, biological process: chromatin organization. Bases 54 to 1226 code for a protein of 390 amino acids. Gene Ontology annotation, cellular component: nucleus. The record is from RefSeq and is a predicted model, not a curated record. Lineage: Eukaryota; Fungi; Ascomycota; Sordariomycetes; Sordariales; Chaetomiaceae.
GUCACUGGUCCAUCACCGGCAGAAACUCGGUGUUCGCGCCACCACACUCCAGCAUGACGGACCAACCGGCACCGCAGCCUUCGGGGCCGGCUCGCUUCACGGCGCAGAACAAGUCGACCCACGAGCGACUCUCCACCAACACGGUCGGGCUGGUUGCCCUGUCCGAUUUCCGCAAGCGACGCGCCGAGGUCCUCGAGCAGCAGGAGCGCGAGGCGCGCGAGGCAGCCCUCGCCGCGCGCACCAGCGCCACUUCGACGCCCGACCGGUCGCUGACUGCAACGCCGAACAACGCGAGCGCCGACAGCAGCGAGGCGGAGAGGCAGAGGGCGAAGAAGAAGAAGAGGACGAAGGCUCUGGUGUCGUUUGGCGGUGACGAGGAAGAGGAGGAGGACAGCUCCGGGUCGCAGCUGACCGCUGCCCGCGGCCUGCAAAAGAAGGAGAAAGUGAAAGAGUCGGAUGACAAAGAUGACGGGGAAGCUAAUCGCGCGGGAGCAACGGGGACGGAGAGCUCCUCGGGCGAUGACAGGGAAAAACGGCCGGCCAAGGUGGCGGUGAAUACUUCAGUCGGCAUUGUGCCGCGGGCCUUGACGAAAGCGGCUCUGCGGCGCGAGGCUGCCGAGAGGGAGGCGCUGCGCAAAGAGUUCCUACUGCUCCAAGCGGCGGUCAAGGCAACCGAGAUUGCUAUCCCUUUCGUCUUCUACGACGGGACGAACAUCCCCGGCGGCGUCGUCAGAGUCAAGAAGGGCGAUUUCGUCUGGCUCUUCUUGGACAAGAGCCGGAAGGUGGGCGCCCAGCUUGGAGUCGGCGCAGACAAGAGCGCCAACGCCAGGCGGGACUGGGCCCGGGUCAGCGUGGACGACCUGUUGCUUGUCCGAGGCACCAUGAUUAUACCGCAUCACUACGAUUUCUACUUCUUCAUCAUCAACAAGACGGUGGGCCCAGGCAACAAGCGUCUCUUCGACUACAGCGCCGAGGCGCCGUCCACCGGCUCCGGACAUGCCGGCGCUGACGCGGCUGGCACCAUCAAUCGUGCCCCUCCUCCACUCUCCGAACUCGAAGGGGCCUCGGAUGACCCAACCUUCACCAAGGUUGUUGAUCGGCGGUGGUUCCAGCGCAACAAGCACAUCUAUCCGGCCAACGUCUGGCAGGAGUUUGAUCCCGAGAAGGAUUACUCGAAGGAGAUCCGGCGGGACCCCGGCGGAAAUGCCCUUUUCUUCUCGAAAUGAGGCGGCGGGUCGUGGCUAUCUUGACCGGAUCGGUUUCAUGGCCUUGCAAAGCAGGCAGGACGGUUGUCAACUGCCAGAUGCACCAGCCCAGGAAGGCCAGCAUGAGCCAGCCCGGCCAGAAGAUCAUCAGCAGCACGGCAUUGCCGCCGGGCCCCAGGAGCAGAACGAAGAGCUCGAACUCCAGCCUCUUGCGGAAGCGUCUCGACUGCCGGCAGUCCC